AUGAAAGAUAUUCACGCCCUUCAUUUUGCAUUAAGUGAGCUGGAUUUCCACCAAACCCUCACCGUCGUGCAAGGAAAGUGGGCAGAGAAAGCAGAGCUGACCACUUUUUCUCAAUACUUCUCGAAAUACUGGUUGAAUCAUCGUGUGUGGCGCUGGCAAUGCUUCCAAACCCCGAGCGGCUACGCUGCCACUAACAAUCCCUGCGAGACAUUUAACGCUGCUCUCAAACGUGGUGUUACUAUGAGACGGAAGCUCAAGGUCGGUGCUCUCAUCCCUCAGCUACUGCUACUUUACUCCAACGAGAGAAUGGUAUCGCGCCCGUUCUCAACAAUCUGCAAGCCUGACGCAAGACUAGUGCGUCGAGUUGGAGCAAUGGCAAGGGCGAAUCUGCUCUCUCUGCACUCUACGUCUAAGAGUAGCAUUGCGUUUUUGCUAUCUGAUUCCACCGUUGACGAGCAGCAAGAUGUGGUGCGUGUCUUGAGUAGACCCUCUCCACGCGUCUUCGACGAGACUCGACGCCGAACGCUCGAAGAUUUGCCGGUUUCAUCCAAAGUGAACAAGCUAACUGCCAACAUGGAGCUUCGUGGAAUGCCUACGUCGGGUUGGGCAGUCGACAUGCUCACACCCUCGUGUCCGUGCAAAUUUUGGUUUAAGUAUGGGUGCUGCAUCCAUGUUCUAUACGCACUAGAGACGAGCGGAUCCAUGGACGUCAUGGGAAGAGAAACACUUGUUAACAGAGCUCGUACCCGACGCGGCCGUCUCGAAAAACUGGUAAAGCUCUAG
Molecule: messenger RNA, 783 nt
Organism: Phytophthora nicotianae INRA-310
Lineage: Eukaryota; Oomycota; Peronosporomycetes; Peronosporales; Peronosporaceae
Exons: 1
Coding region: 1-783 (260 amino acids)
Source: RefSeq, a predicted model, not a curated record